Molecule: messenger RNA, 22689 nt
Organism: Caenorhabditis sp. 36 PRJEB53466
Lineage: Eukaryota; Metazoa; Nematoda; Chromadorea; Rhabditida; Rhabditidae
Source: the annotation of a GenBank genome assembly
AUGAGAGAAGAGGCGCUCGAAUCGAUUUGUGCCGCCCUUUCGAUCAGUUUCUCCGAAGAUCCCGCUCAUCUCACCCACAUUCUCCACCGAUUCUCCGAGGUUUACCAAGUGUUGCUAACCGAUUUCCAGAUGAACCUAUUCAGAUAUUCAUCAUAAAAGAGCGGCUGAAUGCAUUGCGAAAAAAGUGCGAAAAGUUUGUGAGUCACUCCGGAAUACGUCAUUUUAUCAAAUGACAUUUGUUUCAGCAAACGUACACUCUCGAAUUGCGACCUAUCGGGUCGUGCGCCGAAAAUGUGCACGCGUACAUUCUAGAGUAGGUCAAGAGGGAAAAAAUGGGGAAAUGAGAUGAUGUUCAGGACGGACACGUGCAGACAACAAGCUGUCAACCCAUCUGGGAUCACUAGAAUGUGGGUGAGAAUCGACGGUCGGUCACUUAGUUUUGUGAUUUCAGAGAAAUCAGUACUCUACGGGACGUCUCGCUGAAAUUCGGUCUGAGUCAGAAGAAGGACGGACAGAGCAAGAAAGGAGUGUCCCGGUCAGCUUCCCUGCUGAAAAAGUGAACGUUCUUCCUGAAACCGUCACAAUCUGCUCUUCUUGUUUCCAGACUGACGUUCUCCGAUAAAAAGAACAUGGACCAGCUGAAAGUAAGUGUAUUCCCACUGGACAUUGCGGUCAGGAAGCACAUAACACUCGGCAGCGGAAAGAGUGUGAUGCUCGAGAUGAAACUGAUUCGCAACGAUCAUCGCAGACUCAUUCAACACUUGGAAUUCGACGAUUUCCUUGAAAUGACCAGGAGGUUCCACGAGUGGCAGGCCGAGAAUAACGAGGUGAUCCCACCCUCUUUUGAUUCGAAUUUCAAUUCGCAGGCUGAACUUUACGAUGGAAACCUCGGCGAUCCGACUUUUGCAAUGUUCUACUCGGUCGCAUUCUUCUUUGAAAUACCUUCUUUUGUACUGAAAGCCACGUGAGUUCCAUGGAAUUCCUCUCAUUUUCCGAAUUUGAUUAUUUCAGAGAAAUGACAUGCUUUCUUGUUUGGGACGAUGAAAUGAAGGUUGGUUACAAAGGGAAACGGAAAAGGAGAAAGGUAUUCAGAAGUUGGACGAGAAGGCGUUGGUCGAUGUGAGUCUGAAGAUGUCCGCCUGCGAGUCCGAAGUGGAUCUCCAUCAUCCAUUAUUGGUAUCUUCUGAUCAUCAGAUCCGAAAUGAACAGUUUUCUGCUUUCAGAAUCCCGCUCUAAUCUACCUAAACGACUGCACUUGCAACACAAUCCGCUCGAUCCUCGAGCCGUUUUCGCUCGAACCGUUCUUCCCGCCCGUCUCCCAUUCCCGUCUCAAACCCAUUAACUCGGCUCUCAAGCUCAUCGCCGACAUUUGUGUUCUUGAAGUUUGGGACGAGUUCGAGUCUCUCGCCAGUCCCUCGUCGUUCUUGUCCUCAGAAUUAACGCGUCUACUCGAGAACAGUGCAGAGAGAUUCGGCGAGACUUUGAAGAAGAUGGAGUUCCACGAGCUGUGCCGGUCCGUUCAGAAUCUGUGGAUGAGUCUGAGCAAUGACAGCCAGCCCUAUUAUAUAUUCUUUCAUCAGUUUGACAUUAAUUAUAUUGGUGUCGCCAUGCUCAAAUUGGAUAACGCGGUGAGAGUUGCGCUUGGUUUCUUGAGGGUUUCCAUUAAGUUUGUUCGUAUUUUUUUCCUCAUUCUGAAGAUGAUUUCCGUCAUUUUUAGUCAAAGUUGGAGAAUAAUUCGGGCUACUGUACUUUCAAUUUUUUGCAGCUGGCAGAAUCAGUUCGGAAAUCUUUGAAAGACCAACUGGAUGUUAUCAACUUGAGAAACCCGAUUGAGCUGGAGAACUUUACAAAAACAACAAUGAGGCUGUUCGUGACACUUCGGAAUCUGCUGAGCAUGGUGGAGACGUUCCGCCUCCCGGAGAGCCAAAUUUUCAAUUUCGAAGAGUGGUUCACGGAUGUCAGUGUGUUCUGGGCGUAUUCAUGGAGAGAAGUCACUCUCCAGAUGGUCGAGAGAACGAUCACAUUGGACGAGGACGGCGAUUCGGUGAAGUACGGAGCGAGAAGACCCCUUCCGGCCGGGUUGUACUCGUUUCUCUGCAUUCAGAAAGGUUUGACAUUGAACGUAUUCUCUUGAGAACUGAUUGACUACUGCAGGAAUAUCGGACGAUAUGGCAAGACUCGAGUUCACAUUCCCUCAUCAUCUCAUUAUUUGUUCGGCGUCUGUGGUCAACGUAAGGGUCCGAUUCAUAGCCAAUUUGCGUUAUUCUUCCAGAUAAUGUGCCAAAAUAUAAACGCAUAUGCGAGAAAACUGUUCAAUGAAGCGAUGAGAAGUCAUGAAGAGAAGACGUCGAGACUGGUGAGAGCCACCAAUGGAAUCGAGCAGGCGAUGUGCUUUGUGGAGGAGGGAUACAGACGGUUCGCACAGUUUCAGAGACUGGAAGAGGUGAGGAGCGAAGAGGAAAAAGAAAAAGAAGAAAGGCGUUCAGUAUGCGGAUGCAGAAGAGAUGACUGCAGUCAAAACGACGGCGACCAGGCUGCUGAAGUCGACGCGGGAGGUGUGUGAGCAGCAGAUUUCGGUCCUUCUCGCUCAGUUCGUCGAUCUCAAAACAGAUAUUGUCGCGAAGAUUGCCAGAAACUUGUGUGCGGACGGGAAGGAAUCGAGCAGUGGACUGGUGAGCUGCAGAAAUUGACAAGAGAAAUGAGUAUCCGUCGCAGAAGUCGUACAUGCGGGAAGUGACGUCUUCGGAACGGAUAGAAAGUAUUCUCGAAUGCUGCUACGGACUCGUGGACGACGUCCGCUGUCUACUGCUUCCCAAGUAAGCUGUGAAAUCCUCACGCAUUUAGAAUCUCUUCAGUUGCUUCAAAAUAUCCACACGCCACUUUGCCAAUUCUUUGGAAACUCAAAUACGGAAAAGUAUACGUCAAAAACAGCCGGCCGAGUACUACAGUAAUGUUUAUGUGAGUAUGAUCCGAUUGUCGCUUGACGCGGAUGUUUGACCCGGGCGAAUUCAGAUUGCACUGAAGUACAUAUACGAGUUUCUGGAAGUGGACGAUCGGAAGGAUAUCGAGCUGCUCUCGAACCUGCACCUCAACAGCUUUUCGACGAAAGAUCUCAUUCUUUCCUACUACGAUUCCCUGUGCGAGAAGAUCGACAGAACUCGAUUCGGAAAUGCUCCACACGUAGACGUACACAUUUCGUACACAAAGAUAGAACCGGAAGACACAAUUUCCAUUCAGAUCAAAUGUACUUUUCCAUCUGAUUUGUCUCAAUAUCCAGUCGGUUUCAGUGGUGAGGAUGUCUCCGAUCGAGUGGAUCGACGUCCUUUCCGAUCGAGUCGACUACUUUGUCCGUCUCGAACUCUUUCCGAAAAUCCUCUUCCCAUCCAAUAAAUUUGACUCACCCACCACCAAUCCGAUGCCGCAAUCAACGCGCCCGCAAUGGAAACAGCUUUUCGAAAUGUUUGUGUUUGAUCUUUGCAUCUGAUGACAUCACCCUCACUUCUUGUUUCUCAUUACAAUCAUAGAUGUUUUGAUAGUCAGAGAGUGUCCAGUUUGAAGAUCACCAUCCAUUUGUCCUUUGUAUCAUCCGAGACAAGAAGCACUUAAAGUUCUUUUUUUCAGUCGUGUGCCCUUGGAGUGCUUCUUCCUUCGUGGCGCAUGUCUCGCCAUUUCAGUGUUCGACCACGAAAGGUUCCGUCUUUCCGCCGAGUGCUGAAGAAUCAUAAAUAACUUUUCAGAUUCAUAGACCGUCUCGUGGGUCGUGGCUUCAUAAGUCUCCAUUCAGUUCCUCAGGCCUCCGAUGAGAAACCAACCCAGAAGAUUCAAGUCCCUCUGCUUCCCAACGACUUUUCCGAUCAGAAUAACGUUUUCUAUCAGGUUUCUGAAUCGUCCACCCUCAUUUCGUAACGAUCAAACAUUCAGCUCCUGAGGAACCGUUCGUGUCGAGACGCCGUCGCUAAAGAGUUCAUCGAGACGCGCACGCGACGUCACCAAAAGAUCCGUGCCCUUCAGCACUACAUUCGUCGGAACCGCAACCGCGUCGGACACAUGUUGUUGGGUUGAAAUAAAGAAUCGAUCUGACUGACUUCUUUUUCUGUUUUGCUGGAACGAUGAGAACGGCGCGAUAAACGCAGUCGGACGGCCGGCGCCGUGGCGGGCGGCCGGUCGUCGGACAUCGCCCGUCCUUAACUGGGUCGCGCAUAUCACGUCCCGCCGCCAGCCGACACACCGUUUGCCCCCUUGCCUUCUUUCCUCCGAUCUUCCACUUCCUACCGAAACCAUUUUUUUUAUUAUUCCUCGUUUUCAAUUUGAUAGACGAAGAAGAACGUGGUAGAACUUGUAGAAGAAGAAACAACAUUCGAAAAGUAGUAUAGUUGUCAGCAGCGAUGGCCUUCUCCAAUAAUAAAUAACAUAGUAAUAAUAAUAGAGGUCGAAUGAAACCGGAACUUGAUGGACUUGAACUGCAAUUUCAGGCAGUCGCGUUCCAACUUUCGACCGAUUGGGUGGGCGGCUAUCAUGUCUCUCGGGCGACGAUCCGUCUUGCACUUGUCCUAUUUCCGCCGCUCAUUAUCAAACCGCCGACGUGUCGUCGUCGUCGUCGUUUCGAACAGAAAAAAGAGGCGAACCGAAGGGCACUCCUCCCCAGAUAUCAUCGGUCGGCCGAUCCGUUGGCACGAUCGAUUACGUCGAAUCCGACUAUCGGAGUGUACCAUCUAGUAGAUGAAUCAUGACGUGGCAGCCGCAGGUUUUGCUGCGAAACCAUGAACCCGCUCUUCUUCUCAUUAACAAGAAGUACUUUGUUUUUUCUUCUUCGUCUUCUUCUUCUUCUGAUUACACAUUGAUUAACUGCCCGCCACUCAGUUAAUCUCUUCGAUUCUUCUUCGUCCAUUAAAAAAUCUUGUCCCGAGGAACCUCGACCGUCCGACCUUCUUUUCGAUUGGCUAUGAUUAACCAAUUCAUCAACUCUUUUUCCUCAAAUUUCUCCCGAACAUUCGACAGCCACGCAUCGCUGACCUCUUCUCUCCCGCCACGUCAUGCCCAGCUAAUCUCUAAUUGCCCAUCCCGACCCCCGACCUUUAUCUUCGAUCUUCCUCCCUGGAAGCGUGUUCUCAGGCCCAUAUCAUUUCGGUAGCAUCAUUGAGCAACUCGAUCUUGUCGAGCCCAUCGCGGAACAAAGGCGGAGCACUCGCCGCGCCACUCUCCGCCCGCUGUCUGUUUGUCCUUUUGUCGUCCGCGUCGAGGUGCCCUCCGCCCCUCCAAUUGCCAGUCCUCUUCCCUUAUCAGAAUUCGGUCCCCCGAUUGUUUUGUAGUUGUACAUACAUACACACACACACAUACAUAUAUCUGUAGAUGUCCCCUGCGUCCGGCCGCCUGGCCAGCCCUCUUUCUUCUUUCCAAACCUGUUUUCGAUCUCAAUCCGUCUUGUCUCGCCACCCCCAUCACCACACUACCACCAUCGUCUUCUCACCGUACGAAUUGAAGUCGCACUUUUUCCAACCACUGCAAUUUUUAGUUAUUUGUGUCAGUGCGACGUGGCACUCUGCGUCUGAUUCCCCUCCCCUUAUCCAUAUACCGUAUCAAAUUCAUUAAUCAGUAAGACAGUCAGCAGGGGCCGAACAGGUUGGCAGAUGACCAGCCGCGAUUCUCGUGAUCACCUCCGCUUUAUUUUGAAUAUCGGUCUUUCUCGAACCCUUCCGAAGCUUCUUUGUUCGUUUCUCUCCGCUCUUUCCGUCUCUUCCUUUCCGAGCCGUUCCUCUUCUAAUCCGAACUUUUUUCCAGGCACAGCCUCUUUUCUGAGACCUCUUCUUUUAUUCUCCCUCUACUAUUCCCCCCAACACUCCGUCAACACCAAAUGAGUACCAACUAAACACAAUGAUUCUGAGGUUGCUCAUUUUCACAAUAUUGGCCGUGACCACGGUCAAUUCCAGUACACGGCAAACAUCGUUUCACUCGAUUCAAGGUAAGAUCUCCUCGAUUCUCUUUUUCAUCUAUUGCUCCUGUUCCUGUUGCUGUUGCUGCUUCUGCUGCUGCUGCUGCAAAAAAAACCGAAAAAGCGCUAGAGAAGCGUUCAUCUCGGGAAGAUUGUGAGCAUUCGGUCGUGAGGUCGCGCACUUUUGUCCGCACGCACUGCACGCGCACCCCUAAGCACAAAUAGACUAGUGUCUCAAUUGUGGGCCGGCCAGUUAGAACAACAAACCAACAAAAGUGGACAAAUAAUUGAUAAUAUUCGCAAUCCGAGAGCCACUAAUUGACCCGCUGCUACAAGUGCCGUUUUCACACCUCCGACAUUAAAAACAGAGAGAGAGAGAGAGAUGAACGCUUGUUGAUAGGUUUCCGUUCAGUGUGUAAAUUAAAAAAUAGGCAGUGGUCAGUUUCCCUCCUCAAUUCAGGGCUGGUACGGUAAGCAAUCAGGUUUACUGAGCGGUGUUUGAACUCGAAGCAAAUUAAAUGACGACAAAUGCAUUAAAAUUAUUUGAAAAAGUACAUUUUUGAGUGAAAAACCAGAAAAUUGGCAGAAAAAUCAGAGCCGGCUUCGAAAAAGAACGAAAAUUUUAAAUAAAAAUUAAGUUACGUUCUAAGAAAAAUUUGUAAUGUGUAGAAAAAAAAAUCAAAUUAAAGCAUUCUUGCGAAUAAAUUUUAAUCUGGAUUAAUUUGCCGAAAGACAGCAAGAAUUAGCGAAAAACAGGUCUAUUUUGCCAUUUAUAAUGCUUUGUGUGCAAAUACCGCUCAGUGAAUCAAAUUGCUUACCGUUGGCCAUCCAAGGCCGGUCAUUCUUUUGCCCAGCCCUGUCUCAAUUGAUACAAGUUUGAUGAUGUUUACACGGUUUUUCGAACAAUCAUUCAAAUUGGCACCCACACGAAAAACAGGCUUGACCGCAGCGGCGACAGGCCAACACACCGUGUCGACUGUCCUAUUUGUUUGGACGUUUUGACUGGUAUCGAUCUGAUCUGAGGAGACUAUUGAACAAGUGGAAGAGGAGAAAGUAAAUGGAAAUGUUUCAGUUGACUCGCCGCCGUCCGUCCGUUCCCGGAUCAUCUCGGCAUCGGUGAACACCGCGUCGGCAGUGUGCAACGAGAACGAUUUCCGGUGUAAUGACGGAAAGUGCAUUCGGUCGGAAUGGAAAUGCGACGGAUCAGGGGACUGCUCGGACGGAGAGGACGAGAAAGAUUGUCGUGAGUAAAUCGAAUGGAAAUGGAUUGAAGAUUGACCAGUUCGUUUCUUUGCAGCUCAUCCUGGAUGCAAGUCGGAUCAAUGGCAAUGUGACACCUACACGUGGCACAGUAUCUCCUGUAUCGCCGAGUACCAGAGAUGCGACAACAUCACCGAUUGUGCCGACGGAUCCGAUGAGAAGGACUGUCGUGAGUUCUGAUCCCUUCUUACAAAUCCACGUGGGUCUGUUCCAGCUGCUUCGCCAAUCGACUGCAGUUCGCCGAAUGUUUUCAUGUGUGCAGACGGACGACAAUGCUUUGACAUGUCAAAAAAGUGCGACGGAAAGUAUGACUGCAGAGAUUUGAGUGACGAAAAGGUCAGUUUCAAGAAUAUGGUGGAAAUACCACGAACCUUGCAGGAUUCGUGCUCUCGCAACCACACCGCCUGCUUCCAAUAUCAGUUCCGAUGUGCCGACAAAACCCAAUGCAUCCAGAAGUCGUGGGUUUGCGACGGCUCUAAAGACUGUGCUGACGGAUCAGACGAACCAGACACUUGCGGUAAGAUUUUAUCUAUGUCGUAAUGAACAUUCAUAACAAAUUUGUGUUCUAGAAUUCAAAAAGUGUACUGCAAACGAGUUCCAAUGCAAGAACAAGAGAUGCCAGCCACGAAAGUUCCGGUGUGAUUACUAUGAUGACUGUGGCGACAAUUCGGACGAAGAGGAGUGCGGAGAGUACAGAUGUCCGCCCGGAAAGUGGAAUUGCCCUGGAACCGGACAUUGCAUCGAGCAACUCAAACUUUGCGAUGGAGUCAAAGACUGUGCCGACGGAGCCGAUGAGCAACAGUGCUGUAAGUGAGAGUCAGAACGAUAUCAAUUAAAAAGAAUUGAACGCCUGAAAUCCUUUUUAAAAGUUCAAAUGGCAAUUUUCUCUCGUUUCAAAGUGGUUUUGCAAACAAAGAGAAACACGCUUCAACUAGGAGACUGCCUAGUUAAUAAAGCUCAAAGUGCAAAGAUCCAUAGACAUUGCAAAAGGCCAUUAAGUCACGAAUUACGAUUGAUUGCAGCGCAAAACCUGUGCCCGUCGCUCGGCUGCCAGGCAGGUUGCCAUCCAUCGCCGCAUGGAGGAGAAUGUACCUGUCCGAGCGGAUAUAAACUCGAUGACCGCUUCCACAGAACGUGUUCCGAUAUCAAUGAAUGCGCCGAAUUCGGGUACUGCGAUCAACUGUGCGCCAAUCAUCGGCCCGGAUUCACCUGCUCAUGCCUCGGGGACUGUUUCACUCUUCAAAUGGAGCACGGACCGGGCAAGGAUAACCUUACGAUGAGGGGAUAUUGUGUGUCGAACAAUGCGGAUAAAAUGAGACUGUUUGUGGCCAGAAGGGAGGGUCUGUACAGGCUCAACCCAAAGAAUCCAGACGAAGAGGUGAAGAAAUUGGCGUCUGGAGAGUUCAUCUACGGAAUUGACUUCGAUUACGGAGACAAAAAGAUCUUCUGGACUGAUCGUCUUGCCCAUUCCGCAUUCAGUGCCGACGUGGACGACGAGGGAGAAAUUUCGCAGAUUAAGUAAGUAUUUGGAUGGUAAAUUCAAAACAUAAGAAGGGAGCAUUAUGUUGUACUAGUAUGCUGCAUUUCGUAGAAAACUGAGUCUGAAGUCACUGGUCUAUCCACGAUGCUUGGCUGUCGACUGGAUCACCAACACCCUCUACAUCAUCGAGUCCGGAUCCAGACGCAUCGACGUGUCUUCGUAUGAUGGAGACAGAAGAACUGUGCUGCUUGCCGACGGACUCACUCUCCCACUAGACAUUGCUCUCGAUCCACUCAGAGGGUGAGACUCAACUGGAGUUUACAGUUUUCAGUAACUUUUUAUAAUUUAAGAGAAAUGUUUUUCACGAAUCAGCUGAAGAUCGAAGCAGCCGCAAUGGACGGAACGAACAGAAGGACACUUGUGAACACGCACACUCAUCAAGUGUCCGGAAUCGUUGUGGAUAUCACUGCCAAGAGAGUCUACUGGGUUGACCCGAAAGUCGACAGAUUGGAGAGUAUCGAUUACCAAGUGAGUUGUGCAAACUGUUCAAAACUUCUUAAUCUCUUUUUCAGGGAAAUGACCGUCGUGUUGUUGCCCAAGGAAUGAACGUCGUCCCCCAUCCGUUCGGUCUCACUAUCUUCGACCAAUACCUUUACUGGACAGAUUGGACCAGACUCGGAGUGAUUCAAGUUGAGAAGUUCGGAUCGGAAACAAAGACGCUGUGGACCAACACCGAAAACAACGUGUUCCCGAUGGGCAUCGCUGCCUACCAUCCGAUGGCUCAGCCGGGUCCCGGACAGAGCGAAUGCAUGGCCAUGAAGAUCGAGAACCCGUGCACGAACGCCGAUUGUGAGGGCAUGUGCAUUCUUUCGAAGGAUAACGGAGGAUUCGGAGUCGGAUACAAGUGUGCCUGUCCCAUCGGACAGAAGCUGGUCAACGGAAAGCGAUGCAUUGAUUCGAUUGAUUAUCUUCUGUUCUCGAGCAACAAAAUCGUCCGAGGAAUCUUCCCCGAAAUGAAUGACAAGGCGCUCUCUGAGGCAGUGCUACCGAUCUCGCCAAUCUCGCAGAGAAGAAUAGGAAUGUACUUUGAAGUGGAGUGCGACGUGCACGGAAACUCAUUCUUCUAUGCUGAUAUCAUGGACAAUACCAUCUACAGGUAAACAUUGUCAACUGUUCUCUAAACCACGCUGUUAUUCAGAAUCCGUCCGGACGGAGAAGGAGCAGCUCCAGUGCUGGUCACCCACAACGACGGGCUCUUCUCGAUGUCAUUCGACUGGAUCAGCAAGCAGCUCUACUACGUGGACAACAUCAGAAACAGUCUGGAAGUGGUCAAGAUCGGAGAGACUGGACUGGUCCAUCCAGAUGAGCUCGUCCGCCGUCAGCUAAUCACUGAGCUCCGUGACCCGGUUUCUGUUGUCGUUCACCCAUGGAAGGGACUUCUCUUCUACGCAGAAGCCAUGCGACCAGCAGCUAUUUACAGGUGAGGUUCAUUUUCGAUGAAAUCCAAACAAAUGGAUGAUUUCAGAUGCCACAUCGAUGGAACGAACUGCGAAGUGAUCCGUAACACCACCCUCGGACGGCCAUCGGAAAUGGCGAUCGACUUCGCCGAGAACCGUCUUUGCUGGGGAGAUACUCUUCUCAAAACCAUCUCGUGCAUGGACUUUGACGGAAAGAACGUCGUGAAGAUCGAUGCAGAGACUCCGAUCCCAGUGGCAAUCACAAUCAUGAACGAGUACAUCUAUUACGUUCAUCAACGUCCGUACUCGAUCCGCAGAGUUCACAAGAAGAACGGAGGCGGUAGCAAAAUCAUUAGAGAGUUCGGAGCAGACGUAAGCUUGUUUUACCGGCCAGACACCUGGUGUUAUUUCUGUUUGUUUGCAGGAAAGAUCAAUCUUUUCGCUCAAAGCGUGCUCCCACCAGAACCAGCCUAUUCCGGACGACUCGAGGGAACACCCGUGUCGUGCCUCGCAGUGCACUCAGUUGUGCUUUGCCACGCCUUCCGAGUCGAACUCGAAUGAGCUGGAAGCCAAAUGCGCUUGCAGACAGGGAUUCAAAAUCAACAAGGAGAACAACCACAGUUGUCAGAAAGAUCCUACCGAACAGAUUGAGCAGCUGUGCACUUCCAACUCAACGCAAUUCCAGUGCAAGAAUGGUCGGUGCAUUCCGAAAGAAUGGAAAUGCGACGGUGAGAACGACUGCCUUGAUGAAUCGGACGAAGUGGACGAGAAGGGAGAGAAGUGCUUCCACGAGACUGAAUGCGCUGAGAACAUGAUCAAGUGCAAGAACACAAAGAAGUGCAUCCCAGCACAAUACGGUUGCGACGGAGACAACGACUGCGGAGACUACUCGGACGAGGAUGUCCAGUACUGCAAGGACGGUGCGAAGCCGACGUGCGCCGCCAAGAAGUUCCAGUGCGCCAACCACCGAUGCAUCCCCGAACAGUGGAAGUGCGACAGUGACAAUGACUGUGGCGACGGAUCCGAUGAGACCAUCGAACUGUGUGGAAAUGCCACGUGUGCCUCUAAUCAGUUCUCGUGUGCCAACGGACGGUGCAUACCAAUCUACUGGCUCUGCGACGGCGACAACGAUUGUUACGAUGGAACUGACGAGGACAAGGAGAGGUGUCCGCCUGUCCAAUGCUCGGCUCUUCAGUUCAGAUGUGCAAACGGAAGACAGUGCGUUCCGCUCAGAAACCAUUGCGAUGGACAGAGUGACUGCGAAGACGGAUCCGACGAAGACUCGUGCGUAGUCAACACCGACACCUGCACUUCCGAUCAGUUCAAGUGCGUCUCUUCCGGCCUCUGCAUCCCUGCCUCUUGGAAAUGCGAUGGGCAGCAAGAUUGCGAUGACGGAUCGGAUGAGCCAAAGUUCGGAUGCACCAACAACAGACAGUGCAAACCGGAUCAAUUCAAGUGCGGAAACGGAAGAUGCAUUCUCAAUGUAAGCAUUCUUUUCUGGAAAUUUCUCGAAUCUUUCGGAUUUGGAAACCCAUGAUUUUGAAUUUUAACUAUCAAACUCACUACUCUUUCACGUACCUAGCGUGCGUAAAUAAAUAAAAUGAAAUCUAUCCUAAUCUAUCCUAAUCACGUUUGCAGAAUUGGAUGUGUGACGGAGAGAAUGACUGCGGAGACGGUUCGGAUGAGUCGGCGGACAGAGGGUGCAAGACCCCGAUGAAUGCCCGCAAGUGUCCGUUCGAGCACGUCGCCUGCGAGAACGAUCCGGAAACGUGCAUUCCAUUGCAUCAAUUGUGCGACGGGAAGAGUCAUUGUCCGGGAGGAACGGACGAAGGAGGAAGGUGUGCUCGCGACUUGUGUUCAUCCGACAGAGCCGGAUGCUCUUUCAAGUGCCAUAACAGCCCAAACGGACCGAUUUGCAGCUGUCCAUUCGGAGAACAAGUGAGUAAUUCCCCCUGAUCCCCCUCCGUUACCAAUAUUCUUGCAGCUUGUGAAUAAAACAAAGUGUGAACCUGAGAAUGAAUGCCUCGAUCCCAGCAGCUGCUCGCAAAAGUGUACGGACGAGAAGCACGGAUUCACAUGCUCUUGCGAUGAAGGAUAUCAGCUGGAUGCCGACAAGAGAACUUGCAAGGUUCAGAACAACGGAAAGGACACUCGCAUCUAUGUGUCGAACAGAAAUAGAAUCUACUACAGUGAUCACAAACUGGACAACUGGCACACCUUCGGAGCAGUCGUCGAGAACGCCAUAGCUCUCGCUUGGGACAGUCUGACUGACCGCAUUUACUGGUCGGACAUCAGGGAGAAGAAGAUAUUGUCGGCCAACAGAAACGGAACGAACGUCACCGUUUUCAUUGCCGACGGACUCGAUAUCACUGAAGGCAUCGCCCUCGAUUGGGUUGGAAGGAAUCUGUAUUGGGUGGACUCCUCCCUGAACACCAUCGAAGUUGCCAACCUGGAAGAUCCAAGACACCGCACUCUCCUCGUUCACCAGAACAUCAGCCAGCCACGUGGAAUCGCUGUCGAUCCAAGACAGGGAGUCAUGUUCUGGACCGAUUGGGGACAGAAUCCGUGCAUCGAACGGGCUUCCAUGGACGGAACUGAUCGGCAGAUCAUUGUCAAGACUAAGAUCUACUGGCCCAACACCAUCGCUCUCGACUACACAACCAACAGAGUCUAUUUCGCAGAUUCCAAACUUGAUUUUAUUGAUUUUGUGAAUUACGACGGAAGUGGAAGAACUCAAGUUCUGGCUUCUUCCAAGUACGUUCAACAUCCGCAUGCUCUCGCCAUCUUUGAGGACAUGAUGUACUAUUCGGAUAGAAGGCUACAGAAACUGCAAGUUUAUCCGAAAUAUCCGAAUGGAACCACUACAGAGUACCCGAGUCACACGUUCAGCAAGGUAAGUGCAAAGCGAAUGACUGAAAAAGAAACGGAAAGUUCCAGGCACUCGGAGUCGUCGCUGUGCAUCCAGUUCUGCAGCCAAUCAUCAAAAACAACCCAUGUGGUUCCAAUCCGUGCAGCCAUCUCUGCCUGAUGAACAACAAGAAUGUGGGUUUCUAGUUUGGAUUCUCGACAACUGGAUUGAAUCUUUUCAGACAUUCACUUGCAAGUGUCCGAUGGGCAAGAAGUUGGAUGGAUCCGGAAAGGAGUGUGUCGAUGACGUCAAGCCAUUCCUCGUUCUCAUCCAGAAAAAUAACGUCUUCGGAGUCGAGAUGAACUCUGCUUCGUAAGUUUCGGUCGUCGCCUUUCAUCAAAUAACUAAUUGUGUGCAGAGUGAAUGCCACCCCGGUUCUCGCUGGAAUGGUUCCACUUGCCGGCCUCGGAAAUGCCUUCGACGCCGUUUACGAUGCUAUCAGUGCUGAAAUGUUCAUCCUGGAGCACACGAAUCACGCAAAGACCCUUGCUCAAAUCACCACCGAUUCGGCCAUCUACCGCAGCACAGUGAACGGAGGAAACAAGACCAAAAUGUUCUCAUCCGCCGUUCCUGAUGACGCCUACUGUAUUGGAUUCGAUUGGAACGGUCGGAACCUUGUCGUCGGAAACAAAGUUACACAGACGAUCGAACUGGUUCGCACCCAAGGACAACAGUACAGAUCGGUGAUUCUGUCGAACGAUCAGUCUCCCACUGCUGUCGUCACUCCCGUUUCCAUUGCUGUCGAUGCCGACAAAGGAUACGUAUUCUGGCUGGACAGAGGUGGAGGCGCCGCAGAUGCGAAGGUUGCACGUGCAGGAUUGGACGGAAGCAACCCGCUCGUCAUCGCCAGCAAUGAUCUCGCUGAACUCGACCACAUCGCUAUUGACACCACCAACCUCAGAGUCUACUUCUCGGAAGCCAAAGCCGGAAGAGUGAGCUCAUCUAAUCUCAUCUCAAAAACUAUAAUUGCAACCCUUCCAGAUCUCUUCUGUGACCUACGAUGGCCAAGAUCGUCACUACGUCCUCAACGACGGCGGAAGACAGCCGAACGGAAUCGCCUUCCACGGAGAUCGUCUCUUCUAUGCCGAUUCUGCUUUCGAUUCCAUUGAAGUGGCCACGAUCAACGGUGAUUCCCAGCCGCCUCAAUGGACCCAUUUCAAGAAAGACGUUGAGAAUCUGGCCAACAUCAAGGCGCUUCAGCCGAGAGCUUGUGAGUUUUCCCUUCUUUGCGUGUCCAUCUGACCCCUAUCUUUUCAGCCACGAGCAAUCAUCCAUGCCACAUUUCGAACGGAAACUGUGACCACAUUUGCAUUCCCCAAAUCUUCGCCAAACACACUUGCACCUGUGCCAACGGCUACGUGAAGGACGGCCAGACUUCGUGCAAACUAUACGACGAAUCGUUCGUGAUUGUCGCAACAAAGACAAAGGUCACAGGAUAUCCGUAAGUCUCCGAAAAAGGGAAGUCAGACCAGAAUUUUUCCAAUUUCAGAAUUGAUGAAACACAAUCCAAAGGUGUCGCCAUGGAGCCAAUCGGCGGAAUCUCCAUCACUAGUGUCGAUUACGACUUCGAAUCUAAGACGAUCUACGUAGCAGAGGCAUCUGGUAUCAACAAGGGAAUCACUGCGUACACAAUCGGAGAAUCUGCUCCACGAGCUGUGAUCAGAGAUACUAUUGGAUCCCUGACAAUCAAGAGUUUGGCAAUCGACUGGAUCAACUACAACAUGUACUUCAUCAACAACGAUGCCGAAAGAACCAACAUUGAAGUGGCGAAGUUGGAUGGAACGUACAGAAAGAUUCUGUUGACGACCAAGACUGAGACGCCUUCUUCCAUCGCCGUCGAUCCGGUCGGAAGAUAUCUGUAUUGGGCGGACCAGGGACAGAAGCCGAGCAUCCAGAGAGCAUUCCUCGAUGGAUCUCGUCGCGAAGUCAUUGUUUCCUCUGGAAUCGGAGAGCCGACUGAUUUGAUCGUGGAUGUUGCCAGCAGAAUGAUUUACUGGUCGGACGCCAAAAUGGACGGAAUCUACCGCGUCCGAAGCACUGGCGGAACUCCGGAACUCGUCAGAUCGGACAUCGCUUCGGCUGCUGGAGUCGCCCUGCACGGACAGAACAUGUAUUGGACCGACAACCGUCUUGAAAAGCUCUUCCGCGCCACAUCAAAGCCAAAUCAAACAUCUCUGCUCCUGUCUCCGACCACAAUUGCCGCUUCUCUCAAGGAUAUCGGCGACGUGGCAAUUUUCUCUUCCACGAACCAACCACGCUCCAGCUCCCCGUGCCAGAUCACUGAUAACUUGAGAAAGAGUCCGUGCACGCAGCUGUGCUUCGCCACUCCAGGCACCCAGACUCCAACUUGCUCGUGUGCUCGCGGAGUUCUCAAAGGCAGAAGCUGCGAGGAACCAGACACUUACCUCAUGUUCUCGGACGGAGACAAGAUCAUUGACGCUGCCAUUGAGCCAGACGUCAAAGCAUCCCGACCACUAAAGGAACCGUUCAACGAGAUCCCGAAUCUGCAGACCUUCGAUGUGGAUGUGAAUCUGAGAAGAGUCUACUAUGUCGUUGAGUCGCCAGUCGGAGUGAACAUCUCGUGGUUCUCUAUGAACAACGCGGACAACCCGAGACUCGUGUUCGGAGCCAGCAAACAACCCCAUGCUAAGGAGAUUAGACACAUUUCCGACAUGCGCCUGGAUUGGCUCACGCAGAAAUUGUACUUCACAACUGGAAGAGGAGGAAAGGUUAUGGCCAUCGACACGGCAGGAGAACAUCUCUCGACGGUAAGCAUGCUUCCAUCUGCUCUGCUGACUUUACGAUGUUUUAGAUUGCUUCUGGAGACUGGACCUAUGCUAUUGCAAUUGAUCCGUGCUCCGGACUUCUCUUCUGGUCGGACAGUGGAUACAAGACGAGUGGAGGACUCUACGAGCCACGCAUCGAAAGAUCGAACCUCGCCGGAGGAAGCAGAAAAGUCAUCGUCUCCGAGUCGGUUUCCCUUCCCGCUGCUAUUGCCGUGGACUUCAGAAACCAGAUGAUUUACUGGGCUGAUGUGAACAGAUUGAACAUCGAAGUGGCCGAUUACAACGGAGAAAAUAGAAAAGUGAUCGCCGCCGGAUACCGUGCCAAGUCCCUCGACCUCUGGGACAGAUGGCUCUACAUGAGUGACCCACUCAGCAACGGAGUCUUCCGGGUCGACAAGGAAUCCGGAUCCGGCCUCGAGAGCGUCGUUUCUGACCGUCGAAUUCCGGGAGCUCUCCGCGUGUUCGCCAGUGAAACCGACGUCCGAACCCGAAACCAAGUGUGCAAUGCGCUCACUUCGCAACUUUGCAAGACUGACAACGGAGGUUGUGAUCAGUUGUGUACUGUAGUCGCAGAUGACAUCGGAUUGGCUGCCAGCAAAGUUCAGUGUUCCUGUAACGACACUUACGAACUGGUACAGGAGCCCGGAAAGGAUACGCCGACCCAAUGCAUACUUCGAGGAAGCAAUGCGGAACCAGCGAAAGAAUGCUUGCCGCCGUACAACUUCCAGUGUGGAGACGGCUCUUGCAUUCUGCUCGGUGCCACGUGUGACUCCCAACCAGACUGUCCAGAUGCAUCCGAUGAGAAUCCCAACUAUUGUAACACUCGUGCCUGUCCAGACGGAUACCACUUGUGCACGAACAGACGAUGCAUCGACUCUGCCAAGAAAUGCAAUCACAUCGACGACUGCGGAGACGGAUCCGACGAACUCGACUGCCCGUCCGCCGUCUCGUGCGCCGAAGGAACCUUCCCGUGUGCCAAUGGACACUGCAUCAACCAAACCAAAGUUUGCGAUGGCCACAAUGACUGUCACGACGAACAAGUUUCCGACGAAUCACUCGCCACGUGUCCUGGACUCCCAAUCGACUGUCGUGGAGUGAAAAUCCGCUGUCCGAACACCAACAUCUGUAUCCAGCCUGCCGAUCUAUGUGACGGAUACGACGAUUGCGGAGACAAGGCCGACGAGAAUCAGCUGUUUUGCAUGAAUCAGCAGUGCGCCCAGCACUACGUCCGUUGUCCGUCCGGCCGGUGCAUUCCGGAGACGUGGCAGUGCGACGGAGACAACGAUUGCUCGGACGGUUGGGAUGAGACGCACACGAACUGCACGGACUCGGCCGGAAAGAAGAUCUGCGUGGGUGACUAUCUCUUCCAGUGCGACAAUCUCAAAUGCAUCUCUCGUGCUUUCAUCUGUGACGGAGAAGACGACUGUGGAGAUGGAUCCGACGAGCACACGAGGCACGGAUGCGGAAACAGAACGUGCACGGAUCAAGAGUUCCAUUGCGCCUCCAAUGCGAAAUUGGCUCAGCCGAAGUACGAGUGCAUCCCGAGAGCCUGGCUUUGCGACGGAGACGUGACGUGCGCAGGAGGAGAAGACGAGUCGAGCGAACUGUGUAAAACGGAGAAGAAGGAGUGCAACAAGGGAGAGUUCCGAUGCAACAACCAGCAUUGCAUUCACUCCUCAUGGGAAUGCGACGGAGAUAACGAUUGUCUGGACGGAUCCGACGAGAACACGAACUGCACCUACUCCUCUUGCCAACCAGAUUUCUGGCAGUGCGCCAACCACAAAUGCGUUCCGAACUCAUGGAGAUGCGACGGAAACGACGACUGCGAAGACGGAUCAGACGAGAAAGAGUGCCCGAAAGACUCUCCGGCUGCUCAGAAGUCGUCCAAGUGCGCCAAGGGGCAGUACCAGUGCACUUCUGGAGAAUGCAUCGAUGAUGCGAGGGUCUGCGAUCGCAACUUCGAUUGUACCGACCGAUCCGAUGAGAGCUCUCUUUGCUGUGAGUUUAAUCUAUUUCCAUAUUCAAACUUAAAAGUUUGUAAUUUCAGUCAUUGACGAGUGUGCUCUUGCUGAGAAACCUCUUUGCGAACAAAAGUGCAUCGACCAGAAGAUCGGCUACAAAUGCGAUUGUUUCGAAGGAUUUGCCAUCGAUAUCUCUGAUCAGAAGAGCUGUCACAAUGUCAAUGAAUGCUUCGGUAACUUGAAAAAUCUUUCUUUUUAAAUUCCGUUCAAUGUUUUUCAGAGGGAAUCUCCGGUUGCAGUCAGAAAUGCGAUGACAAGAUCGGCUCAUACAAGUGUGCUUGCGUAGAUGGAUACCAGCUCUCGAGCGACGAUCACAGCUGCAAACGAGUUGAAGCGGAGCCCGAGCCGUUCUUCCUUCUGGCCAAUAAGCACUACAUUCGGAAGAUUUCCCUGGACGGAAACAAGUACGAAAUGGCCGCCCAAGGAUUCGACAACGUCGUUUCCCUUGAUAUCGACUUGACCGAGAAGAAGGCCUAUCUGAUCGACCAAGGAAAGUUGAGACUUCUGAGAGUGAACCUCGACGAAAUGGAUUCUCCGCUCUCUUCCUACGAGACAGUGCUUAGGCACAACGUGUAUGGAACUGAAGGAAUCGCCGUCGAUUGGGUCGGAAGGAAGCUGUACAUGCUGAACAGACAAGAGAGAUCCAUUCGUGUCUGUGAACUGGACGGCCGCUUCUGCAAAACUCUCAUCAGAGACCGCGUCCAGCAGCCGAAGGCCAUCGCAGUCCACCCUGGAAAGGGAUAUCUCUUCUUCACAGAAUGGUCUCUCCAGCCGUACAUCGGAAGAAUCGCACUCGACGGAUCGCCGGAAUUGCAAGAUCCGAUCUUCAAGCUGGCAGAACACGACCUUGGAUGGCCGAAUGCCAUCGCCAUCGACUACUUCUCGGAUCGCCUCUUCUGGGGUGACGCCCAUCUUAAUGAGAUCGGAUUCAUGGACUUUGAUGGAACUGGAAGACGUCACAUUCCGGCUCAGAGAACCAGUCACGUCUCCUCGAUAGUUGUGUUUGAUGAUUACCUGUACUGGGCCGACUGGAAUUUAAGAGAAGUGCUGAGAUGUGAUAAGUGGACCGGAAAGAAUGAGACCGUUCUCAAGAAGACGGUGCAACUUCCAAACGACCUCCGAAUCGUGCACCCAAUGAGACAGCCCGCCUACCCGAACCCGUGCGGAGAUAACAACGGAGGAUGCUCCCAUCUCUGCCUGAUCGGAGCCGGAGGCAACGGAUUCACCUGCGCAUGUCCCGAUCAAUUCGUCCUUCUCCCCGAUCAGAAGACUUGCGAGCCAAACUGCACCGAAAGACAGUUUGCUUGCGGCGGAGAAGAUGCCAAGUGCAUUCCAAAACUUUGGUAUUGUGACGGAGAGCCCGAUUGUCGAGACGGAUCCGACGAACCAGGAGAGAGCAUCUGCGGACAGAGAAUCUGCCCUGUCGGAGAGUUCCAAUGCGUCAAUCACAACUGCACUCGGCCGUUCCAAAUCUGCGACGGAAACGAUGAUUGUGGAGACGGAUCUGAUGAACAGAACUGUGAUAAGGCAUGCGAUCCAUGGAUGUUCAAGUGCGCAGCCACUGGAAGAUGCAUUCCAAGAAGGUUCACUUGUGACGGAGACGACGACUGCGGAGACCGAUCGGACGAGGCUGACGCCAUCUGCAUGUCGCCUGACCGCAAUUGCACCGCAGAGGAAUUCCGAUGCAACAAUAACAAGUGCAUCGCAAAGGCGUGGAGAUGCGACAAUGACGACGACUGUGGCGACGGAUCGGACGAGACCCCCGAGUGUGCGCAGAUCGAAUGCAAGAAGGGAUGGACACGAUGCGCCUCUUCGUACAGAUGCAUUCCAAACUGGGCAUUCUGCAAUGGGCAGGACGACUGCAGAGACAACUCCGAUGAAGACAAACAGCGUUGUCCUUCUUGCGACGACGUCGGAGAAUUCAGAUGUGCGACUACUGGCAAGUGCAUUCCACGCCGCUGGAUGUGUGACACCGAGAACGAUUGCGGAGACAACUCGGACGAAUUGGAUCCAACUUGCGGAGGAACGACCCGCCCGUGCUCCGAGUCUGAAUUCCGUUGUAACGACGGAAAGUGCAUCCCGGGCAGCAAGGUGUGCGACGGAACCAUCCAAUGCAGCGACGGACUAGACGAAUCGCAGUGCACUCUCAGAAGAUGUCUCGCGGGACACAGGCAGUGCGACGACGGAACGUGCAUUGCCGAGCACAAGUGGUGCGACAGGAAGAAGGAUUGCCCGAAUGCCGCAGACGAACUCCACUGCGAAGACGUGGUAAGAGCCCGAAAAGCAUCCAAUUCAUAAAAUUUAUUUUUCAGUCUCGACGCGCCUGCUCUCCGUUCGAAUUUGAGUGUGCCAACUCGGUCUGCAUUCCACGGAAGUUCAUGUGCGACGGAGAUAACGACUGCGGUGAUAAUUCGGACGAGACUUCGACGGAGUGCAGAAACGCGCAGUGCGAUCCGCCACUCCGCUUCCGUUGUGCUCAUACCCGUCUCUGUCUGAACAUCCUGCAACUCUGCAACGGAUUCAACGACUGCGGACCGAACGACUUCUCCGAUGAGCAUCUUUCCAUGUGCUCCAGUUUCUCGGAAUACGGAGAUUGCUCGUCGGAUCAAUUCAAGUGCGCCAAUGGAAAAUGUGUUAACGGAACAGUGGCUUGUGACAGAAAAGAUGAUUGUGGAGAUGCUUCUGAUGAAAUCGGAUGCGGUUUGUUAUCCUUGUAACAUGAAAAUUAUGAUGUAAGAUCUUUUUUCAGCUAAGCACGGAUCAAAGACAAGCUGCGAACAGUUCGGAAAUAAUGGAGGAUGCAAACACACUUGCACUGACGUCCGUGACGGAUUCUAUUGUCAUUGCCGAGAUGGAUUCCGACCGGACCCAGAGAAUCCGAAGGAUUGCAUUGACAUCGACGAAUGCGCUGGAAACAACACUUGCACCCAGCUCUGUCUCAACACGAAGGGGUCUUAUUUGUGCAGAUGCCACGAGGAUUACGAGAACAACGUCGUUGUCGGAUCGAUGACCGGAAAGGAUUGUCGCGCAAAGGGAGACGCCGCGAACGUGAUGAUCGGAGCGGACUCCUCGCUGGUCCAGCUGUCUCUGCAUGGAUCUGGAACUAACCGGCAUGCUGCUGCGAAGGCAAAUGACGAAGACAACGAUAUCAUCGGAAUUGCAUUCGACCCGAGAAAGGAGCUGAUGUACUGGAUCGAUGGAAACGAGAGGACCAUCUACCGAUCAGCCAUUGCCAAUGGAAAUCAGAGUCAUGAAGGACAGAAACUCGACUUGGACUUUGCCGCAAUCGGAGUUGUUCCGACGGCAAUCGCAGUUGACUACUCCACCGGGAAUCUGUUCAUCGCAGCCGUUUCUGAGAACCUGGAGACAGGGCUUGCGACGGCCCGCAAGAAGAGAAUGUCCGAGCCCAUCGACAAUCAGAACACCGGAUUCAUCUUCGUGUCUCUUCCGGACGGUCGUUACAUGCGCAAGAUAGUUUCGGGACACCUUCAACAGCCAACUGCACUGGUCACCGCUCCAACUGCCGGAAGAAUCUGCUAUUCGGAUGCCGGCCUGCACGCGAAGAUCGAGUGCGCAGACAUGGACGGUACUCAUCGACAGAUCAUUGUCAAGGAUUUGGUCUUCUCGCCAACUUCGAUGGCGAUUGACGAAGGAAAGGCCAACCGUAUUUACUGGGCAGAUCCCAAGUACAGAAGAGUGGACUCUGUCAAUGUGGACGGAAGCGAUCGGAUGACAGUCGUGCACGACAGACACAUCCCGUACGCGGUCGACGUCUUCGAGAAUCACAUUUACUGGCUGAGCAGAGAGUCAAAGACCCUCUACGUUCAGGACAAGUUCGGACGCGGCAGAGUGUCAGUUCUGGCCUCCGACCUGGAAGACGGACACACCGUCCGUAUCAGCCAGAAGUACGCCAAGGACACUCAACGAGUCGUAAGUGGAUGUGAGAGAGCCCAGUGCUCGCACAUCUGCGUUUCCCUCCCGGCCAGUGGAUUCUCGUGCCUCUGUCCAGAAGGAAUCAGCGCCCAAAUGGACGGUUCCUGUGCCACUCAGCACGUGGAAGCCCUCGUCAUGCCGAAGCAGUGUUCCUGCACGAACGGAGGAAAGUGCAAACUGGACGGAAUGUGCGAGUGCACUUCCGAUUUCGAGGGAGACAAGUGCGAGAAAGAGAGCAGUGUGAGCAGGAAACUGAUCGGAAGGCUCUCCGAGAACUUCUUCGCCUUCCUCCUCUACAUUCUCGCAUUUUUGGCCGCUGUCGGAUUCAUCGGAUUCAUCGGCCUGAAUGUUUAUAAGCGACGUCAGUUGAUAUUCAAGAAGAACGAGGCGGCCGACGGAAGCGUAUCUUUCCACGGAAAUGUAAUUUCGUUUAGCAAUCCGGUUCUCGAGUCCAAGCAGGCAAGUUUUUCCCUCUUUUUCCUUUGUCUUACAUGAAUUCUUAAAGGAUGCCCCUGGAAGCGAAUUCAGUAUGCAACAGCUGACUUCGAUGAACGAGGACUCGACCACGUUCACUAACCCCGUGUACGAACUGGAAGACGUGGACAUGUCUUCGCCACAACCUGCCCACGACCAGCCGUCCACCUCGGCGGCCGCAAUGUCUUCCGAUAUCCCGUCCACCUCCGCCUCCUCCUUUGCACCCCCAACUUUUGAACAAGAUGAGAUAGAAGUGAAAGUGGCUGAUGAGAUUAUCGGUGAUCAUUCGUCUACAUGAACAAUGUCUAUUUUUGUUUUUCAGUUCCAAAAGCAGACAUCUCGAAGCCCCCGAUUCCAGCACGGCCAAAAAAGGAGAAGAAUGAGCCGCUGAGAGUGGACAACCCGCUUUACGACCCGGAUUCUGAAGUUUCCGACGUAUAA